AUGUUUCGUCGCGAAUGCCACGACUCUCUUCGUCGAACGGAGGAAGAACCAGCAGGAAUGAAAACAGCUUUGAGGAAGACAUCAAAGACGCGGAAACUACCUCUGAAAAAUACAUUCGGGACGGCGACGCCAUGGCGCAAGAUUUACUUUGGCACGGAAUCCGCGAGGUUGCGGAUCAAUGUCGGGACCAGGGUAGCUGCCCUCCGGAUUUGUAAAAAAAUCGAAACAGCGCAGCACUACUUUCUUACAACGGCGGGAGGAAAUGUAUCUAUCAUAACUUUAUUGCCAAUGAAGUUCUUGUUUCGUACUUCUACUUUUGAAAAUCGAUACGACGGCAGAAGUUUAGCCCUUCCCGUGCUGUGCAAAUCGACGUAA
Molecule: messenger RNA, 375 nt
Organism: Amoebophrya sp. A120
Lineage: Eukaryota; Dinophyceae; Syndiniales; Amoebophryaceae
Source: the annotation of a GenBank genome assembly